Messenger RNA from Heterocephalus glaber (naked mole-rat), 2023 nucleotides. RefSeq names its product Golgi-associated RAB2 interactor protein 4-like. Gene Ontology annotation, cellular component: nucleus. The record is from RefSeq and is a predicted model, not a curated record. Lineage: Eukaryota; Metazoa; Chordata; Mammalia; Rodentia; Bathyergidae.
GCUGUGCAGCGCUGCAGACCAAAGUGUUUGCAGCUUUUUCUCCGACUGCAGACUGUAGCCUCCUGGAGAGAGAAACAGUAUCGCGACUGGAAGUGAGGGACGCUGAUCCGGAAGAAAACCUCCUGGAGGCUUUUUUUCAUCUCUGAAGAGAGUCCGUCUGAGGUCCAGACACCCUCCCCGGGCCCUGGACACCAAGGCAGAGGACACAGGGCCCCCUGGCCGGCGCCCCUGUCAUGACAGGAGAUGGUCAUGAACAGUAAGUCUCUAUUACCCUGCUAUGCAGUCAAGGGCGGCUCUGCGGCCAGCAUCUUCGGCACCAGCAUGGGGAAGCUGCAGCAGCAGCUGCGCAAGGGCAAGUACUACAUGUUCAGGUCUGCCCCGAUGUUCGAGAGCGACUUCAUCCAGAUUACCAAGCGCGGGGAGCUCAUAGAUGUGCACAACCACAUGGACUUGAUGACCGUGGGCGUGGCCUGCACCAGCUCCUACCUCCCGAUCCCGAUCCCGAUCCCUGACGUCAUGCUCCUGGCCCGGGAGGCCACCAGCUGUGAACAGUGCCACAGCCAGGCCCCCAAGAGGAAAACACGCAAGGAGCCUCUGGAGCUCACCAGGCUCCUCCCCUUGAAGUUUGUUAAGAUCUCCGUUCACGACAGUGAGAAGAAGCAGCUUCGCCUGAAGUUCACCACGGGCUGCUCUUUGUACCUGCAGCUGUGUCCCCCCCUGGAUGCGUGCGAAGACCUCUUCACCUACUGGGAGAGCCUCAUUCACCUCCUGCAGUCGCCCUUUGAAAGUAUCAGCGGCACCUACGCCACCCCGGCCGAGGACAUUCCCUGCCUGCUUGAGCUGGCCAACGCUGACAGGGCCAGCCUGGCCGCCUCGGACGCCCACGGCAGAGACGCCUGGGACCAGGUCAGCAUCCGGAGUGUCCGCUUGGACCCCGAGCUGACCGGGGCCACCUCGGACGACAACGGCAGAGACGCCUGGGACCAGGUCAGCAUCCGGAGUGUCCACUCGGACCCCGAGCUGACCGGGGACACCUCGGACGACAAAGGCAGAGACGCCUGGGACCAGGUCAGCAUCCGGAGUGUCCACUCGGACCCCGAGCUGACCGGGGACACCUCUGCUGCUUAUUCCAGUGGGGAGGGAGACCAGCCCAGCUCUCGUACAUCCACCGCCAUUCCCAGAGUAUGCACCCCAGAAAUAAGAUCUGCGGGGUCUGCCGAAGCGUCAGCACGAGGGACAAAAAGAGAGGCGGCAGCAGCUGGGGUGGCAUCAGGUAUGCCAAGUGUGGAUUCUGGCCAGGUGAACACAGCCCUGGCCGAGGCCACCUUUAUAGGGGUAGGAGGAAGCAAAAGCCCCAUGGCAGGCCCUGGGGGUGCAGAGGCCAGACAGCAGGGCGUCCCCCAGGCCAGCAAGGCCUCCCGCAAAAAGCACAGGGAAAGGAAGGAGAGGAGUGAGGACAGACCCCUCAGUAGGAGUUCCUACCACCGCAGGACACACGAAGGUCGCCACAAGACAGAGGGGGACAAGAUGGCUCAGAAGUCGUCCAGCCGGUCCUUAUUGGGCCACAGGACACACAGAGUCAAUAAAAAUGAAGAAGGUGGCCACCUCAGAGCCAAGAGCAGCAGCCAGGGCCACAGCCCCAAAGGCAUCAGCCACACCCCUCUUGAGAAGGAGUCCAGGAGCUCAAACAAAUUCAGGAGGAGCUUGUUCAGCUCUUUCCUGAGGAACAUCAGGGCCAAGCUCGGCAUGAAGGGGGCAGCCUCACUGCAUGGUGGCGACGGGGACAUGGUGCCCAAGAGGGUGGAAGAGACCAACCUGGAGGUCAUGGUGGAGAUGGCAGAGUUUGGUCAGGGAGUAGAAGUUGGUUCUGUGACAUCUGAGGUCAUGAAGACCUCAGAAGACCUCUUUAGAAGCCCAUGAAACAACACCCAGAGCCAGAAGCCCCAAAGGGCCCCAGGAGCACCCCAACAAACCCCACUCUAGCUUUCUUACUUCGGGUGAAAUAAAGAGCUAUUCAAUCUGA